CGCAGUCUCUAGAACAAACAGCGCCAAUGUGCUAAUCCCUCUCGUAUCCGUCUCCCCCAAUCCUCCUGACCCGAUCAAACAAAGUCGAAGCCACCUCCCAAUUUCCCCACGCCCAGCCACGCGGAUCGCCGUCCCCGUCAAAUUCGCCUCCGGCGUCCGCUCGAUCCGACGCCGCCGAGUCGCUCCUGUUGGAUCGUGUCGCCGGAGUGAUUUGGCCGCGGGAUUUGGAGGGCGCGGGUCGAGGAAGGAGAUCGAGGCGAGCCGCGAGCAGCAGCCAUGAGCGAGGUGUUCGAGGGCUACGAGAGGCAGUACUGCGAGGCAUCGGCCUCCCUCUCCCGCAAGUGCACCGCCGCCUCCGCCCUCGAUGGAGAGAAGAAGAAGCAGAAGCUGUCCGAGAUCCAGUCCGGCGUGGAGGAAGCUGAAUCGUUGAUUCGGAAGAUGGACCUGGAGGCGAGGAGCCUGCAGCCGAGCGUGAAGGCUGGUUUGCUUGCGAAGUUGAGGGAGUAUAAAUCUGACCUCAACAAUGUCAAGAGCGAGCUCAAGAGGAUAUCAGCGCCCAACGCCAGGCAGGCUACCCGGGAGGAGCUCCUUGAGGCUGGCAUGGCUGACACUCUUGCGGUGUCUACUGAUCAGAGGGGAAGAUUGAUGAUGACAACUGAAAGAUUGAAUCAGUCCACUGACAGGAUUAAAGAGAGCCGAAGAACUAUGUUGGAGACAGAAGAACUUGGUGUGUCAAUUCUUCAGGACCUUCACCAACAACGACAGUCGCUACUACAUGCUCAUACCACUUUGCAUGGCGUUGAUGAUAACAUUGGCAAGAGCAAGAAGAUCCUGGCAGCAAUGUCAAAGAGGAUGGACAGGAACAAGUGGAUCAUUGGGGGUAUCAUCACGGCUCUUGUUCUGGCCAUCCUUAUCAUACUCUACUUCAAGCUUGCUCAUUAAGCCUGCUUCCAGGUAGGUUGGCCCACAUCUCUCUGUCCAGUAAUUGUGUGUUACGAGUUGUCUGAAUGCUGUAUAUUGAGUAACACGCUGUCUCUCCAAGCAUCAUUUGUUUACCCCCAAACCUCUAAAACUUCAAGUGGCUCAUAUUAUGUACAGUGUCAGACACUCCAAUUAUGUUAACUGUCCAAAGAGUGAAAAAAGAUUACUUCUGAGUCUC
Molecule: messenger RNA, 1159 nt
Organism: Panicum hallii
Lineage: Eukaryota; Viridiplantae; Streptophyta; Magnoliopsida; Poales; Poaceae
Product: vesicle transport v-SNARE 13-like
Exons: 5
Coding region: 277-942 (221 amino acids)
Biological process (GO): vesicle-mediated transport; vesicle fusion; intracellular protein transport
Cellular component (GO): SNARE complex; endoplasmic reticulum membrane; ER to Golgi transport vesicle membrane
Molecular function (GO): SNAP receptor activity; SNARE binding
Source: RefSeq, a predicted model, not a curated record